GCUUGGCUCGCUGAGAAAGAUGGUGUCUGCUACAUACUCCAAACACCGUGAUGCAGAUAGGGGCUGAGGUCACCUUGACAUGCUUGUCGUCUUUCCCCAUGGGGUAGUUGGCAUCGAGAUCUGUCGGCAGAGCAUUCAAGCCAGUUCUGGCUCUCCCCGCAAUCUUAGCUUCCUCACACGCCUCUCUUUGUGUUGAAGUUUAGCAUCUCGGCCGGUAUAUAGAUGCGCAGUCCAUCAUCACCUAUCUCCUAUUCUCUCUCUCCACUAAACAGUACACCUCUCCUUCUCUCACCGCUUGAAAGAGAAGAGCUCUCGGGAGUCUCGGCCUAAUCCCCAAACGUACUAAAGCCAACGCAUCCACGCACCACCAACCCAAAAUGGCAGACGUGGAAAAGAAGAGCGAGUCUUUGGGCGACGCCGUCUUGGUUGAGGACAACCUCGACACGCUGCUCUACGACGAAGAUGGCCACUUGCGCAAACUCCCAAUCCCAUCGUCGGACCCCAAUGACCCGCUCAAUUUCACCGUCUGGCGCCAUCGCCUGAUCCUCGCGGCAGUCACCAUCUACGGCAUAGCUGCAUUUGGCCUUGUUCAGAGCACGCCUCUGUUCUUUGGAAAACUUAUCCCCGAGUACAUGGCUCAAACACACGGCACCUUCGAUCCUGCUCGUAUCGCUGACCUUGCGAGCUAUCCGUCGCUCUGCAUGGGUCUCGGUAAUUUCUUGUUCGUCCCGCUAUCCAUGGCUUUGGGACGUCGUGGGGCAUUGCUCUUGAGCAACACCAUUCUUCUCGGCGCCGUCAUCUGGGCAGCCAAGUCCACCUCGUUUGAAUCUCACCUUGGAGCCCGAUGUCUACAAGGAUUGACGGCUGGCGUUGCAGACUGUCUACUACCAAUCAUUGUAUUGGAUAUUUCCUUCCUCCACCGACGUGGCGCCCGUCUCGUGGUUUACUGGACAUCCACAGCUGUCGGCUCAUCCUUGCUUCUGGUAGCUGUGCCCUUCAUCGUCGACCAUGCUGAUGGGGACUGGCGCGUGUCAUAUUGGUUCUGGACCGCGUUCGUCGCUCUCUCACUUAUCCUCGUUACUUUCUGCCUUCCGGAGACGCUAUUCCACCGCCGUGCCACGUCGUUCAGAGGCCAAAUCCACGCCACGGACACGUACGGAACACAUCGGGUUUUUUACACUGCAGAGGACGCAACGGCCGCCGGUUUCGUUAUUGAUGACGGCAGUAAUGGCGAUCCGCAAGUGACUGCUGAAAAGUCUUACCGCCGCCAGUUUGCUCCCAUCCAUCUUCAGCGGCCAGGGCCGUUUGGCCGCUUUGUCCGCGCCUACAGGGAGAUUUUCCUCUGCCUCAUCAUUCCCGGCACGCUAUGGGUCUUGGCCCUCAACAGUAUAUUGUUUGGCGGAAUCGUCGUCCUCAGUCUUACAUACAGCCAGCAGCUUGAGAUGGCGCCGUGGCACUUCUCUCCUUCAAGUGUCGGUACGGUGCAGGUCGGCUCCGCCAUCGGGUCACUGGCUGCUCUCUUGAUCGGCUCCUUCGCGGAACCCAUCAGCGGUUACUUUACGCGCCGUAACAAGGGCAUCCGCGAGCCUGAGCACAUCCUACCCAACUUUAUCCUCCCGAGCAUUUUGGUAUUUGCCGGCCUGACUCUGUAUGGCGUCGUUGGUGCGCAUCCGGAGAAGUACAGCUGGGUUGGGAUUCACGCUGCAUUUGCCUUGUUCUACUGUGGGUUUUGUGCCAUUUCUGCCAUGACUGGUAUGUGGCUUGGAGAACUUCUCCCAACAAUGUCCGGUCCAGCUAUUGUCUUGGCAUGUGGAGGGAGGAAUGCAGUGGCUUUUGGCUUCGGUGACUCGCUCCAUGGAUGGAUAGCCGACAUUGGGUUUUUCGAGACCCACGUCAUGAUGGGUGGAAUUCUCUUACUCCUUGCAUGCUUUUUGUUUCCACUUUACUUUUUCAACAGGAGGAUUCGGAAGGCCAUGGCGUCACUACGCUGGUUGAAGUGAUUUUGCAAUUCGGAAUAUUGUUCAGAAUGUCAAUUUCAUGUUGGAACCAGUCUGGACUGUUUUUUUCCUUAUCAGGCAUAUUUUAUUAGGAUUAGCUUCACGCGUAUUAUCCAUACCAUCAAAUUGAUUCCACCUCAGCCUGAUGAACUGCAAGGAUUUUUUUCGCGACUACUCUGGUCUACUCUUCUCUCAGCG
Ilyonectria robusta is the source of this 2195-nucleotide messenger RNA. Its product is annotated as major facilitator superfamily domain-containing protein. The record is from RefSeq and is a predicted model, not a curated record. Gene Ontology annotation, biological process: transmembrane transport. NCBI's taxonomy places the organism in Eukaryota, Fungi, Ascomycota, Sordariomycetes, Hypocreales, Nectriaceae. Gene Ontology annotation, molecular function: transmembrane transporter activity. Bases 378 to 2000 code for a protein of 540 amino acids. The transcript has 3 exons.